AUGACUGGAACUGACACUCAGGAACGAUACACUCGCCCGCAACCACGCGCUGGACCAUCUUCGCUCUCCGGACAGACUUGCUCAUUGAUCUGUCUUGUCUUCUUCAUGGUUGAGACACCCGCCAUACGCGCUCUGUCCCCAAAUGUGCUCCUCUUGUUGAAGGUGGAACCUCGACGAGAAAAUCAAGCGCAAGUCCAGAUCAUAGAUGGGGAUCUGGACGCCUGCGCGGAAAUACAACACGUCCAGGAAGCGACCAAGAAUGGCGUCCCCGUUGUCAUAAAAGUAUUCGAGAUCUUGUCUAUCUGCUGGAUGGGUCAUGAAGAUCCCUUUGCCCACCUUGCGAUGACAGAUACUACUACUGCGAAGAUCAAGGUCACCGUGUAUGCCUAUGUCAUGCCCCCAGUAGAACUCGAGAUCGACCACGCCAAUGCAAAGGCGGAUGCUAUCAUGACUCAAAUCAGCAACGAUCUACUGGAUCGGCUCGACAGUGAGCCAAUUGGUGGUCACGGACCCAUGAACGACGAGUCGCUCAUCUACCCUGCCUGUGAGUGGAUGAUGUGUUUGUGUGGUGAACAGCGGACUGUAGAAUAG
Molecule: messenger RNA, 591 nt
Organism: Coprinopsis cinerea okayama7#130
Lineage: Eukaryota; Fungi; Basidiomycota; Agaricomycetes; Agaricales; Psathyrellaceae
Exons: 5
Coding region: 1-591 (196 amino acids)
Source: RefSeq, a predicted model, not a curated record